CUUCUGCAGACAUGGCUCCCAGUGUGCCAGCGGCAGAACCCGAGUACCCUAAAGGCAUCCAGGCCAUGCUGCUGGGGCCUCCCGGGACUGGUAAAGGCACCCAGGCACCCAAAUUGGCUGAAAACUUCUGUGUCUGCCAUUUGGCUACUGGGGAUAUGCUGAGGGCCAUGGUGGCUUCUGGCUCAGAGCUGGGAAAAAAGCUGAAGGCAACUAUGGAUGCUGGGAAACUGAUGAGUGAUGAAAUGCUAGUGGAACUCAUUGAGAAGAAUUUGGAGACCCUUUCAUGCAAAAAUGAUUUUCUUCUGGAUGGCUUCCCUCGGACUGUGAGGCAGGCAGAAAUGCUUGAUGACCUCAUGGAGAAGAGGAAAAAGAAGCUUGAUUCUGUGACUGAGUUCAGCAUCCCAGACUCUCUGCUGAUCCGAAGAAUCACAGGAAAGCUGAUUCACCCCAAGAGUGGCUGUUCUUACCAUGAGGAGUUCAACCCUCCAAAGGAGCCCAUGAAAGAUGACAUCAACAGGGAAUCCUUGAUUCGUCGAUCAGAUGAUAAUGAGAAGGCCUUGAAAAUCCGCCUGCAAGCCUACCACACUCAAACCACCCCACUCAUAGAGUACUAUAGGAAACGCGGGAUCCACUCUGCUAUCGAUGCAUCCCAGACUCCUGAUGUCAGGUUCGCGUGCAUCCUAGCAGACUUCUCCAAAGCCACAUCCUAGUAUCAGAAGGCCAGGUGAGACUGCACCACUGCUCAUCACCCUGCGGCAUGAUCCCGG
Molecule: messenger RNA, 767 nt
Organism: Saimiri boliviensis boliviensis (Bolivian squirrel monkey)
Lineage: Eukaryota; Metazoa; Chordata; Mammalia; Primates; Cebidae
Source: RefSeq, a predicted model, not a curated record